Messenger RNA from Hemicordylus capensis (graceful crag lizard), 7748 nucleotides. RefSeq names its product zinc finger MYM-type containing 4 (gene ZMYM4). NCBI's taxonomy places the organism in Eukaryota, Metazoa, Chordata, Lepidosauria, Squamata, Cordylidae. The record is from RefSeq and is a predicted model, not a curated record. Gene Ontology annotation, molecular function: zinc ion binding. The transcript is spliced from 31 exons. The coding region runs from base 728 to 5242 and encodes 1504 amino acids.
GCAGUCGCAUCCUCCCCGCCCCUCGCUGCUUGGGCUGGUCUUUGCAGCUUUAAGAGCCUCGCGCGGCCUGCAGGGUCCGGCCCGGUCGUCGCCUCAUGUUUUUUGCCUUUUUGCGGGGCUCGAGAGCUUCUGAGAGAGGCGCCUUGCCUCCAUUGCCCCCCGCUUUGCCUGCCCCCCUUGAAGUUAAAGCCUCCUUCUGCCCUAUCUCGGCCAGGGGGCAAGCGAGAGCGACUGCCCCUUCCCCCCCUUCUGAGGCGGUGGGGGGCCCCCAACAUGGCGGCGGCCAAGGAGGAGGGGCCAGGAGCGCGAGCCAGAGUACCUUAAGGACCACUUGCUGCAGUGCCUGCUGAGUCUACUCACCUGACUAGGUCAGCCAGGACAGGAGGGCCCUGUUCUUCGUGCCGACACCUGCUGAAGUUCAUUUGUUGAGUGUGCCAAACGGGACUUUUUCGGUGAUUGCUUUCAGACUGUGGAAUUCGCUCUCAGUUUGAAGACAAAACUGAUGCCGUUUUUGGUACCAUUGCAGAAAAACGAUGGUGAUGUGAAGUGCUCCAAAGGAUCUCUCCAGAUUGGGCAGAGCGGCAGAUGAGCCAGUGUGUGAUUGAGUUCUUUGGGACAAAGAAAGCCUCGCCAUAUUAUACAUCAAAGGCGUCUCAGUUGGCUGUGACUACUCGGGAAAGUGACUUUGGGGUCCUAGUGGAAAGCUCACUGAGAACGUCAAAUCGACAUGCAACGUGGUGACCUUGUCUGUUCAGAUAUGUCUGAGAAAACGGUCCACAACCUAACCCCUGCCUUUGAUAGCAUCCCCUACAGAAUGCAGAACCGCACAGGAUCCACAAACUCACUGCUGGAUGACAGUGAUUACUUCCUGAACUCUGGGGAUCUUACAGGGAUUCCUGUUGUUGGGAGUGACAAUGAGGACGAGCAGACCUUUGCGCCAAAGGAUGGUCUUGCUACUACCAUUCGCCCCGAGGAUAGCCGGGCAGAUGUGAGGCGAGUUCGGGAUCACGCAGCAGACAGUGAGAAAGACCUGCAGAUGCAAAAUGUGAUCCAGAAGGACCUUGCUUCCCCCUUUGACAAGGGACCCCCUGUAUUUAAGUCAAUUCGGAAAGAUUUUAGCAUAGCCAGAGAUGAUGGCAAAGAGACUUUUUUGACAAAGGAGAAAAGCAGAGAAGGACCUUUUCAAGAGCGUGACAAACGUUUGGAAAAAAAGCCGAAGGAGUUGGAUUCCAGAUUGAAAAGCAGUUUCCACGAUAAAUCAGUUACUAAUCAAGUAGAAGAAACGUUGCGGACACAGUUAGCACCACAAGCGCCAGAAACUAACUUCAGGGAGUCCAGCUACCUGUUUCCUAAUAAGGAAUCUGUUGGUCAAGAGUUAGGGAAUUCCUAUGCGCCAAAUAUUAGAAUCAAGGAAGAACCUUUGGACAACGACUAUGAUAAAGCGAUGGCACCUCAGCAGGGACUGCUGAACAAAAUUAAGGACGAGCCAGAUAAUACUGAGGAAUAUGGCCAGCAGCCAAAAACUCAGGAAGGGGAACUGAAGAUCAGUGCUGUAUUUUCGGUCAGCGGCAGCCCUCUCGCUCCACAGCUGACGUCCAGUUUCCCGCCUAACGCACCAUCCUCUGGUAUGAACAAGUUGCUUCCUUCGGUCCCAAGCACGGCUGUUCGCGUUUCUUGUUCGGGCUGCAAGAAGAUCCUCCAGAAAGGGCAAACGGCCUAUCAGAGGAAGGGUUCCACUCAGCUCUUCUGUUCCACACUGUGCCUCACGGGAUAUACUGUACCGGCCACCCGACCACCAGCUUCUACCAAGAAAACCUGCUCCAGCUGCUCGAAAGACAUUCUCAAUCCAAAGGAUGUGAUCACCGCUCAGUUUGACAACACAAACUCCAGUAAAGAUUUCUGCAGCCAGUCGUGUCUUUCCCUGUAUGAGCUGAAAAGGAAGCCUGUUGUCACCAUCCACACAAACAGUAUUUCCACCAAGUGCAGCAUGUGCCAGAAGAAUGCAGUGAUUCGGCAUGAAGUGAAUUACCAGAAUGUCGUGCACAAGCUCUGCAGCGAUGCCUGCUUCUCCAAGUUCCGCUCAGCAAACAACUUGACCAUGAACUGCUGUGAAAACUGUGGGGGUUACUGCUACAGCGCCUCGGGCCAGUGCCACAUGCUUCAGAUAGAGGGCCAGUCCAAAAAGUUUUGCAGCUCAACAUGCGUCACUGCAUACAAGCAGAAGUCUGCAAAAAUCACUCCCUGCGCACUGUGUAAAUCUCUGAGAUCUUCCGCUGAGAUGAUUGAAAGCACAAAUAAUGUGGGGAAAACAGAGCUCUUUUGCUCUGUGAACUGCCUGUCAGCACACAGAGUUAAAAUGGUCACAUCUUCAGGUGCUCAGGUCCAGUGUAACAGCUGUAAAACCUCAGCUAUCCCUCAAUAUCACCUAGCUAUGUCUGAUGGGAGCAUACGUAAUUUUUGCAGCUAUAGCUGUGUGGUAGCUUUCCAGAACCUGUUCAACAAGCCCACUGGCAUGAACUCCUCCGUGGUGCCCUUGUCGCAGGGCCAGGUGAUUGUCAGCAUCCCCUCGGGAGCGACGGUCUCGGCAGCUGGCAGCACUACCUCGACAGUCUCCCCCAGCUCCGUGAGCAGCUCGGCCGCGGCCGGUCUCCAGAGGCUGGCUGCGCAGUCCCAGCAAGUUACUUUUGCCCGCACAGUUGUCAAGCUCAAGUGUCAACACUGUAACCGCCUCUUUGCAACCAAGCCCGAACUGCUUGAUUACCGGGGCAAAAUGUUCCAGUUCUGUGGGAAGACCUGCUGCGACGAGUACAAGAAGAUAAAUAGUGUCAUGUCGAUGUGUGAAUACUGCAAGAUUGAUAAGAUUAUCAAAGAGACAGUGCGGUUCUCAGGCAUCGACAAGUCAUUCUGCAGCGAAGGCUGCAAGCUGCUGUAUAAGCAUGACUUAGCCAAACGCUGGGGAAACCACUGUAAGAUGUGCAGCUACUGUUUGCAGACAUCGCCCAAGCUGGUUCAGAAUCACUUUGGGGGCAAAGUGGAGGAGUUUUGCUCCGAAGACUGCAUGUCCAAGUUCACAGUUUUGUUCUAUCAGAUGUCCAAAUGUGAUGGGUGCAAAAGGCAGGGUAAACUCAGCGAAUCCCUGAAGUGGCGAGGGGAAAUCAAGCAUUUUUGCAACUUGCUUUGCAUUUUAAUGUUUUGUAACCAGCAGUGUGCAUCGGAUCCACCACCGCCCCCACCCCCGCCACCCCCGCCCCCACCAACUCAGAACAAUACAGCAAAUCUUUUACCCAUGACACCAACCUCUUCAGCAGGCCCUCCUCCGUCUCUCAGGAAGGAUUCCACUCCCGUUAUUGCAAAUGUGGUGUCCCUUGCCAGUGCUCCUGCUGCCCAGCCCACAGCUAAUUCCAAUAAUGUUUUGCAAGGUGCAGUUCCUACUGUGACAGCAAAAAUAAUUGGAGAUGCGAGUACUCAGACAGAUGCUCUGAAGCUGCCUCCUUCACAGCCGCCUCGGCUCCUAAAGAACAAAGCCUUGCUGUGCAAGCCCAUCACGCAGACCAAGGCUACCUCUUGCAAGCCUCAUACACAGCACAAGGAAUGCCAGACAGAGGAAGAAGAAGAGGUUCCGCCCAAAGUCCUCAUGGUGCCUGUCCCGAUUCCGGUCUUUGUGCCAGUCCCUCUUCAUCUCUUCACCCAGUACACCCCAGUUCCUCUCGGAAUGCCAGUACCCGUGCCAGUUCCCAUGUUCAUCCCACCUGCCCCAGAGAACACUGGCAAGACAGUAGAAACUAUUCCCGACAUCAGGGAGAAGAACUCUGCUAAUGCCUUUGAGGCAGAUCUUCUCCAGAUGGCAGAAAUGAUAGCAGAAGACGAGAAGGAUAAAGAACACUCUCGAGGAGGUUCCCAAACAUCUGAGCAUGAGCUGUUCCUGGACCCUAAAAUAUUUGAAAAAGACCAAGGCAGCACAUACAGCGGCGACCUGGAGUCCGAAGCCGUGUCGACCCCUCACAGCUGGGAGGAUGAGCUGAACCACUAUGCCUUACGCUCCAACACGCUGCCAGAGCCCGAACCGGAGCCGAGGCAGUUCUCGAAAAGCGAGCUGGAGCAGGACUUGGAGGCUGACUUCCCUUCAGAUUCCUUUGACCCCAUCAGCAAGGGGCUGGGUCUUCACUCACGUGCGCGAGCAAGGCGGAGACACAGAGAUGGUUUUCCACAGCCAAAAAGACGGGGGCGGAAGAAGUCCAUAGUGUCUGUGGAGCCCCGGAUGCUCGUGCAGAGCUCUUACCCGGGCUGUUCUGUCUCUGGAAUGAGUCUCAAGUACAUGUACGGCGUGAAUGCCUGGAAGAACUGGGUCCAGUGGAAGAACUCACAAGAAGACCAAGGAGACCUGAAAUUUGGAGUUCGGCCUGUGAAACUCAAAGAGGACAUCCUCUCUUGUUCCUUUUCGGAGCUGAGUUUCGGCUUGUGCCAGUUUAUCCAGGAGGUGCGGCGACCAAACGGUGAAAAGUACGAUCCAGACAGCAUCUUAUACCUGUGCCUUGGAAUUCAGCAGUACCUGUUUGAGAAUGGUAGAAUAGACAACAUUUUUACCGAGCCCUACUCCAGGUUUAUGAUUGAGCUUACAAAACUGUUGAAAAUCUGGGAGCCCACAAUACUUCCAAACGGUUACAUGUUCUCAAGAAUCGAAGAGGAGCACUUAUGGGAGUGCAAGCAGCUGGGUGCCUACUCCCCCAUUGUCCUCCUGAACACGCUGCUUUUCUUCAACACCAAAUACUUCCAGCUCAAGAACGUCAGCGAGCACAUGAAGCUGUCCUUUGCCCACGUCAUGAGACGCACCCGGACUCUGAAGUACAACACCAAGCUGACUUAUUUACGCUUUUUCCCUCCUUUCCAAAAGCAGGAGGUAGAAUCAGAAAAAUUAGUGGGCAAAAGAAAACGCCAUGAGGGUGAUGAAGUCCCAACAGCAGUGGAGAUGGUCGAGAACACUGACAACCCUUUGCGGUGCCCAGUUCGGCUCUAUGAAUUCUACUUAUCAAAGUGUUCUGAAAGCGUGAAGCAGAGAAGCGACGUCUUUUACCUCCAGCCGGAGCGUUCGUGCGUCCCCAAUAGCCCUAUGUGGUAUUCCACGAUGCCAAUAGAUCCUGGGACUUUGGACAUCAUGUUAACGCGAAUCCUUAUGGUAAGGGAGGUGCACGAAGAACUUGCCAAAGUCAAAGCAGAGGACUCUGACCCUGAGCUUUCAGACUAAAAGUUGGGAGAAGGGGGGCUCGUUCUCGCUUUCUCUUUCUCUCUCUUUCUCUCUCUCUCUCUCUUUUGGUUGGUUGUUUUGUUUCUUCCCCUUUCCAAUACACCUUGGCAAAAGCACCAAACUGUGAACACAUCCAGCCUUUGGAAAAUAUUCUCUGUCCCGUCAUGCCAGCUCUCAGGAGUGGACUGCAAGCUAGAAUCCAAGGACAGAAAACAGCAGAAGGCGCCAGAAAUGAAGUCUCCCAUGACUAUGACGGAAUCCUGAAAAACACUCUCUCAAGAUGAACUCAGUAAUUUUCUCCCCCUCCCCUUUCCCAAGUGGUGCUUUGUUGUGGGAUUAAAAAAAAAACCAAUUAUGGAUUUUUUUUUUCUUCUUAAAAGGAAAAACCUGUUGUGUAUAUGCUCCCCUUGGAACCAUGGAAGCAAAGAGAGCUAGAGAAAACCCUGGGAUGCUUUUGUGGUGUAGCUGCUGCCCACAGAUAUGUGGGGUUUCCUAACACUUUCCGUAGGAUGCAGAGCAGAGCGUAGUAAGGUGGAAACCCAGUGGAAAUGCCGCCUGUAACAUACAUACCAAUUUCCCUCCCUGAUUCUCUCCCCUUUGUUUUCUAUAAUUACUAUUUUUUUUAAAACUCAGAUCAGAUGCUUUAAUCAGGCUGAUUCAACCAGAAGCUGGGGACGAAGGAGGACAAGGCAGUUGCCAGAGGCAAAAAUUUAGUGGUGGUGCUGUGAAAUCCCCUCCCUUUUGGAAUUAUGGCUAUGUUGCAUCCCUCACGGGGCAGCUGAUGCAACCUCUCUUAGCAGAUCACUACAGGAGACCACUAAUUACAGAACAUGAUGCACACAGAGACACACACAGGUGCUCAGACUUGGACAAAUAGGGUUUGAUGUAAACAUCUGCCAUUGGCCUACUAUCAAAUGCCAAGAUGCACAGAAAUGGUUCUACAGAAGUUGUGCUUCCCUGGUCCCCCAUUAGUUUUUCUUUACUCUUUCCCAGCAGCAGCUUCUCCAUUCCUGUCCUCAUUCUUGGUGGUUUUUGUAUUUCCUGCAAUCUGGAGGAAGUAGUCUCUUGGUUUCUGAAAAAUUGCAGUUCAUCUACCCACCCCCACCCCACCCCAUUCCACUUUUAUCUUUUUAAAAAGCCCAAUAGCAUUCCGAUUCUUGGGUGAGCUUUGACUCUCUACUCGCCCUUUCCUUGCUGGGAAGAGCCUGAAGAGGUGCAGAAAUAAUGUCUGAAGUUGAAAGCAAACAUUUGAUGAUUUGGCUAGAACUGCCAUCUCCUCCCUGCCCCCAUAAAGGGGAGGUCCAACUCUCUAAAAGGCAGGGAACGAAUACCUUGCUUAGUCAAAUCUAGUUCAUUAUGUUCUCAAAUGAAAGACUAUUUCUCCAUGUCGCUGAGCACCUAGAAAUCCAACGUAUUUUUUAAAAAGCGGAUAAUUGUAUGUUUUUAUUGGCAGUUUAGUCCAGGCACCAAAUUUCUAAAGUAGAGUUCUGGUUUGUUGGGUGGUUUGUGUUUUUUUUUAAAAAUUAAGGCUCUGGCCGAAACUUUACAGCAUUGAACAAAACCUCCUUGUGUGUGUCUUUGGGGUAUUUUUAACAGUAACAAAGGUGACAAUAAAAUCAGAAAGUACUCUCUCUUUCUCUCUUUCUCUCUCUCCUCUCUCUCGCUGCAUUGUGUAUUUGGGUAGUCCUGUCCCUCCCACUUGUAAUGAAGUUUACUAAUGUAUUUUGAAAAGACAGAAAACUGUGUGAAAUGUUUUUUUUAAGUACUUGCUCCCACACUUUGAUUUCUGUACAAUCUAUGCCUCCCUCCCUCUCCUGUUAAUUCUGAACAUAAAUUCCCACCACUUAAUUUUAUAGCCUGAGGCAAAGUUGGAAAGCAGAGGGGAGCAGUAAUUCUAACUGGGCAAUGAUCUUUCCAGUAAACUUCCCACAGUUUUGAAGUACAUAAACUUUUCUAAGUGUUUUAAAAUUCUAAUCCCCUUUCUCCUUCCCCCUUGCCCGAACCCUUGUAGCACUAUGAAUAAGUAGUUGAAUAGCAGACACACUGUUAUGGGUUUCAACAGCAAAUAUGUUUUUUCUGGAACUUAAAAAAAAAAUAAUAAAGUCCCUCACAUUUUUUAAAAAAAUUGAGCCUUUUUUCCCCCUCCCAAACUUAUACAAUCCAUUUACUGUAUGGCUGUAAAAGAAAAAGGAAAAAAAGAGAAUUUAAAAUGUGGUGUCUUGGUUGCAUGUGAUUCUGCCCAGAGUCCUCUACUAAUCUGUAAUUGAGAAGUCCACAUUAGGUAGGAACUUUUCAGAAGUGCAGCUAUUUAUGUCUGUCAGACUUUUAUUUUAUUUUUUCUUAGGAAUUGUGUGAUUUUUUUUCCUUCAGGGAAUAAUGAGCAAGGGAAAUACCCAGACCAUCUUAUUGAAUUCUUAUGAGGAAAAAACAAAAUCUUUCCCCAAGUUUUCCCUUGAUAGGAGUUAACAAAGAUUCCCGUAGAAUAAAACAGUAUAUUUGUAUAUGA